Molecule: messenger RNA, 2805 nt
Organism: Pecten maximus
Lineage: Eukaryota; Metazoa; Mollusca; Bivalvia; Pectinida; Pectinidae
Product: cysteine and tyrosine-rich protein 1-like
Exons: 4
Coding region: 84-662 (192 amino acids)
Source: RefSeq, a predicted model, not a curated record
CACAAGGCCGAAAUAAAACGUCACCUGACUUGUACAACUCAGCAUCCAAUUGUUGCUAUGGCGGCACAAUAAACACCAACAAAAUGGCGGCCAAGUGGUUGGGACUAUCAAUACUGCUAGAUUUUAUUUGUGGAAGUCUAGCGAGUCGCUGUUACUAUGGAUACUACAGGUAUUACUCGAUGUACCCCAACUAUUACUACCUGUCAUAUUACUGUAGUAACGGUUGCUGUGGUUACUACUACGACAGAAAAUGUUGUAACAGUGCCGGGACGAUAGCGGGGUCGGUGGUUGGGGCAUUCGUUUGUAUAGCAGUCGUCGUGGGAGUAGUCGUUUGUUGCUGGAUGAGCAAGAAACGAGCUCGGCAAGGAGUCGUCGUUCAACAAGGACGGCCGACUAAUACUACAGUGGCUGUGGUCCAUUCACAGCAGCAACACUACCCGCCGCCCCAGCCGUACGGACAGGCAGUACAAUACCAGCCUCCUAUGCCAGGAUACCCACCUCCACAACAUAUGAACCCCGCCUACCCCCCUCCUCCACCUAUGGGACCCGUACCAGUAGGAAAUGUCCACAACUACCCACCACCUCCCGCCUACCCAGGCCCUCAAAGCCUUACUCCUGUGGGCACUGCUCCAAUGAAACCUGCUUAUAUGCCCAGCCACUAAAAUGUAACUAUUUUGACAUAUCUAACUUUCCAGAUUAUAUGAUAAAACACAUAUUUUUUUUAUCAAUCUAUAAAUUUAUCAUUGGUUUUUAUCUUAUAAAUGUUCUGAAAACGAAAACGAAAAUAUUUAAACCGGUUAUAUGAUGAAUUAUCUUAAAUUCGGUGUCUUAAAUCAUUCUUUUUUUCUUCUUCUUUUUUUAAUGGUUAAAAUGAAAAUGUGAACAUAUGAUUCUUUUCAAAUGUCAGUCUAAUCAUUAUUUUGGAAUUUAAUUUGUGGUUUUGUAACAAUUCAAGAUUAAUGUUCUGAAUAUUUUGUAACAAAUUCAAUAUCAAUGUAUUUCAUUUUUGGAAUUUACAAUGUAAAAAAUGUCAGCAAUAAAAUCAAUAAUUUAUUAUUUAUACAUAUUUUGUAAAGAUGAUAAGUAUGCGCGUGUUGUUAUUUAAUUGACUUCUUUCUGAUUAUCUUGACGUAUUCUUGUUUUACAUAUAUAUUUUUACACGACCUUUUUUGGUUUUUAUCAAUUUCAUAAAAUAAUUUCAACCUGGCUUUGUUAUAACAGCCUACACAGAACCAUCCCGUUACCUAUAUGUGUAGUUCAGGGAUUUUAACAUUGUGUGGUGACCGACUGAUAUUUAGACCAUAAGAUUGUACAUUUCGAGAAUGGAACGGGCAUGAACCUGAAUUUUGACCCGGAAGUCGUUCAGUUACUCAUUGGAUAAUAACUUGGGAGUUGCCUGCCUUUGCAUGCUGAUCCGCCUUUUCCUAUUGUAUACAAUAUGUCAAUUAUUUUUACGCAAAAGAAACAUUCAUUUUCCAACAAAAUUUAUAAUAAUUUUCAACGUGUUAUAUAUACUCUACAUUUUUAGAAAGAUAAUUAUACAAAAUUAAUAACGUUUUAGCAUAAUUUACCAGAAGUUGCCUUUGUGAUCUAACAAGGAACCAAAGCCACAUGGACUUGACACUAAUAUAUAACCCACGACGCAAUAUGUAAUAUAAUACAUAUACAUACACAGAUACAUGUAUGACAUUUGUUCAAAGUCCCUGUGCAGCACCAAUCAUAAUUAAAACGUCAUUACUAUUAAUUAUCAUUACCUAAUUUGAUACAUAGAUCAUAGAUAAUGUCCUAUUCGCUAUCCAAGCUAGUGUUCAAGUCGUGUACACCAAAUUCGUGUAUCUUAAUUCAUACAAAAUGGACCCUUGGCUAGCGAAGAUGAGAGUAAUGUAGAUUAACUUUGUGAUGGGAUUGACCGCUUCAUUAGUGAUGUUUUAGUAUUAUACUUUAGAUUGUCAUUACACCGACUAAUUAAUUCCUUAAUUGACUUCAAAUGUCAAAGGAGAAUUAAUAUGAAAUCGUUUUUCAUUCUCCCAAAAGUUCUUCAACUGAUGUUAUAUCACAACUCACCUUUUCUGGCCCUAUUUAUAGUUUUGAUGGGCCGUUAAAAAAUCAUAGCAUGGCUACCUAACAUCUACAUUUAACCACAUAUGAAAUGAUCACAUAAUACUAUCCAAUGUUCAAAAUUUACGAAAUUUAUUUAAGUAUGGGUUUUUGUAUCUACUCUCGGCCUAUGUAUUUUAACAAUAUAUUGAAUAAUGUUGUUGGUUCCUAAAUUCCCAUUGGAUGUACAUGUAUACACUUUUUGGCCCCUAACGUCACUGACGAGUCCUAGAAUGACGUAAAGAAUGUUUGAUAUACUGUUAUGUUACUUUCUACAUAUGUUAAGAUGCUUUUCAAUUGUGUGCCCUUUCAACAAUCCUUAAGAAAUGCGUUUUUAAACGUUGCAAAACCAAAUUCGUAAAAUUUGGGUCUGCAAGCGGACGUAUUCAUAAGUGCAUUAGAAUACUUUAUCGUAUACUCAAUUUUCUGUUCUCCAAUGGCUUAUAUUGUACCUAACAAUGCAUGGAGAUUUAAGACAUUCUACUGAACUUGAUUAGCAGUGCAACAACAUACUUUAUUUAGUCUGUGAAUAUAGAAAACCCUGAGUUUGUGUAUCUUUUUUAUUUAGCCUGUAAAUAUAUAGAAAACCCGGAGUUUGUAUCUCUGACUAUGAGCCAUGUUACUAAAUAUCGUUAUACUACUGUUACAAUUGUUGAAUUCUAAAUACACACAAAAAAUGUAUUAAAAUACCUUUUUUAUUUCUAUUAG